This is a messenger RNA of Diorhabda carinulata, 1291 nucleotides long. RefSeq lists its product as uncharacterized. NCBI's taxonomy places the organism in Eukaryota, Metazoa, Arthropoda, Insecta, Coleoptera, Chrysomelidae. Gene Ontology annotation, molecular function: protein binding; mRNA binding. The transcript is spliced from 4 exons. The coding region runs from base 82 to 1227 and encodes 381 amino acids. Gene Ontology annotation, cellular component: nucleus. The record is from RefSeq and is a predicted model, not a curated record. Gene Ontology annotation, biological process: miRNA processing.
AUAAAAGAAGAAGCAUAACCUACAAUUACUACGAGUCAUUUGUCUUUAGUGUUUAUAUCUUUUAAUUAAUUGUGUGUUGAAAUGGGUUCUCACAAGAAAAAGAAAUACGAAUCGAAUUCAUCUAGCGAAUCCGAUUCGAGCGAAAAUUCUUCUUCAUCCGAAGAAAAAUCUAACAAAAAGAGGAGCCAUAAAAAACAGAAACAUCAUUCAGAUGAUAGCGAUGGCGAACCAAAUACAAAAAAGAAAUAUGUUGAACAUUCCGAUGAUUCCGACUCUAAUAAACAGCGUCACAGAACGUCGAAAAGAAGCGAUGAUAAUAGAUUAAAAAGAAGUGAAUACGACGACAAACAUAGGAGUAAUGAUAAUCAUAGACACAAAAGUGCUAAAAAAAUACGAGAAAACGAUGUAGGAAAAUAUAAAAAAGAGACUCAUUAUAGAGAUAAAGAAUACGAAGAUAGAGAAAAGUUUAGAGGAGAUCGAAAAGACGACAGGGAAUAUAAUAGGAGCAGACAUAAUCAUAGAAACAGAAACCGAGAAUAUAACAGCAAUAAAAGAGAAACUUAUGAAGAUAAAUAUAAAAAAAAUGGAAAUAGUAGGGGGAAAAAGAGUGGUUCUUUUGAUCAUACUAAUGCCAAAUGGGGUAAGCCAGAAAAUGAGACUAAACCUGAGAAAAAGGAUCCAACCCAAAAGGAUAAACCUAAUUUCGGAUUAUCAGGCAAAUUAACAGAAGAAACUAAUACAUUUAGAGGGGUAGUUAUCAAGUACAGCGAACCUCCGGAAGCGAGAAAACCACGAAGGAGAUGGAGGUUGUAUCCUUUUAAAGGAGAAAAAGCCUUACAAACUUUAUACAUACAUAGAGAGAGUGGGUAUCUUAUUGGUAGGGAAAGAAAAGUUGUUGAUUUACCUGUAGAUCAUCCGUCUUGUUCUAAACAACAUGCAGCUCUUCAGUAUAGAUUGGUACCAUUUACUAGAGAAAAUGGAAGUACAGGUAAAAGAGUGAGACCGUACUUGAUAGAUUUGGAUUCGGCUAACGGGACUUACAUUAACAAUAAAAAAAUCGAGCCUAGAAAAUAUUACGAAUUAUUCGAAAGAGAUGUCAUAAAAUUCGGUUACAGUUCGAGGGAAUACGUUUUAUUACACGAAAACAGUAAAGAUGAAGCUCUCGAUGAUGAUGUAAAAGUGGAAGAGGAUGAUGAAUGCGAGGUGAAAGUAAAGAAAGAGAAUUGAUUUAUUUUUUUGUAAAUAAUUAUCUCUUUUUGUCUAAAUAAUAAGUAAACAUAAAGAUUUUAAA